Molecule: messenger RNA, 3398 nt
Organism: Amaranthus tricolor (Joseph's coat)
Lineage: Eukaryota; Viridiplantae; Streptophyta; Magnoliopsida; Caryophyllales; Amaranthaceae
Product: transcription factor bHLH160-like
Exons: 3
Coding region: 590-1576 (328 amino acids)
Biological process (GO): regulation of transcription by RNA polymerase II
Cellular component (GO): RNA polymerase II transcription regulator complex
Molecular function (GO): RNA polymerase II transcription regulatory region sequence-specific DNA binding; DNA-binding transcription factor activity, RNA polymerase II-specific; protein dimerization activity
Source: RefSeq, a predicted model, not a curated record
UGCAAAUUAUAUCAUGUAUAUAUUGUAUGUUAUUCUUUCUUAAGCUAUAAAUAUUGGUGCUAUUUAGGUUUGUCAUACUAGUAUUAAGUAUCUUUAAUUUCUUAGGUUAAUUAGUUGAUAAAUCUUCUUUAAUUUUUUUUUACUUCAUUUUCUUUUUAUGUUGUGGCAAUUGUUUAUUACAUAACACAUGACAUUGAAACUUAUUUAUAUCACAAAUUCUUUUAUUCUACCCCUUAAUUUUAAAUUAUUAAGUUCAGAUUUAUUUGUUAAACAAUCAAAGUACAAUUUUUAAAAUUUUAAAAUUUCAGAUAACAACAUAUUACAUUGAAAAGAAUCAAUCACGAAGAACAAUUCAAAUAUUAUUCGCCAUUUAAAUAUAUUCCUUACACAUAAAAUAGACUAGACAGCAAUAAUUUAAAAAUAUACGACUUUUUAUAGCAUCAUACUAUAUGUAAUCUCAAUUUCAAUUUGUCAAUUCAUAACUUUCUAUUGUAACAUGCCAGAGAUGAUUCAAUAUCUCUUUUUUCUGGCCUUCUAUGUUCCCACAAUCAUAUUAUAAAAACAUUGACUAAAUGUACCAUUUGUUUGUAUGUCUAACCCUCCUUUUGGAAGUCCCCUCUAUAGUGAGGAAGAUGACUUCUCUUUCCCUUGUCAACCACUAUAUGAUGAUGAUAAUAAUAAUCCCAUCAAUUUCCCACCUCUUAUUCAAGAUCAAAACACAAAUUUGCCCAAUACAUCAUCACAACCCAUGUUAGAAUACCAAGAUUUAAGCAUGUUUUUACAAGAUCAUGAUCAAGAUUAUGCACUAAUAGGGCAAUAUGAUGAUCCUAACAUACAGGAAACAAUCAAUUGGCCAAUUAGUCCAAUUGAACAAGUGGGUCCUAGUAAGGUUGUUGUUGAGGAUUCUUCUCUUGGGUAUCAUGAUAUGCAAUACUAUGGGCCCGCCACCGCUACCGCCAUCGCCACAACCACCGCAACCACCACCACCGGUGAUCGAACGGCUGCUGCCGUUGGAGGUGGUGUUGGAGAAGGAUCAACAAGCAAGAAACUUGAUCAUAAUGCUAAGGAAAAAGUUAGGAGAUUGAAGCUUAAUGAAACAUAUUUGACACUUCGUUCCUUGCUCCCGGAUUCUAGACGAGCUAAGAAGAAAUGGAGUGCACCAUAUAUAAUAGAUAGAGCCCUUGAAUACGUCCCCCAGCUUCAAGCCGAGAUAGAGAAAUUAACACUUGAGAAGAACAACAUGCUAUCGGUGCUAGGAAAGAAGCAACGACAAAUCGAUGUAGGUAGAGAUGAUCAUGAAUCUAACAAAGUUAACAAGACAUUAACAGUGUCUAUAAAUGAAGUAAAAAGAGGUGAAGUAAUAGUCCAAAUUUGUGAACAUAAUAACAAAGUUGGUACGGUGUCCAAUUUGAUUGGGAAACUAGAAGGCCAAGGCAUGCAAAUCCUUGGUGCCUCUUCUCAACAUGCAUGUCAAGAUAGAUCAUGCUUCCAUCUUCAUGUUCAGAUGGGUGAAAAACCGGUAGAAGAAGACUAUGUUGCAGUAUUAUACAAGAAGAUCAUAUCAUGGUUGUCUUAGUAUAACCAACGAAAGUUCUCGAUACAAAAUUUUAUCAUCCCGAUGCAAAGAUUAUUGAAACGUGCUUAACAGAGUUCUUAAUCUCCACAUAGGAGCAAAAACGCACACUCACAUAGAAAAUUAACAUAGUAUUAUUUUUUGGACUAAUAACGAAAAAAAUUUAAGAGCGUAAGAUGAAAUUUUGUUCUCGAAAUUAUUACAAAUAUGAUCAUUCAUUAAGUUUAUUUGUAAGCAUUCGCUAUCAUUCUUGAGGUGUUUAGUUCCUUUAGUUUUUGCGGGAUUUUGUAUUUGGAAUUAACACAAACAUUUUAACAUCAAACUAUAGUUUUUGGCCUAUUAUUAUAUUGUAUUAUAACAUCAAACUAUAGUUAUAGUUAUUAUUUUAGUAUUUCACUCGAAAAUAUAGUUAGAGUGGGAAAAAUAACAAAUAAUUCACACCCAUACUCCCUCCUGAGAGGGUAAAGAGUAAUAUAGUCAAUAAUACUCCAAAUAGAUCAGAGAGCCCUACACAUAGGGAGAUAUAAGUAACAUUCAGUGCUUAUGAGCAAAACUACUUAUAAAUCACAACACAAGCUAAAUUAAGAAUGAAUUAUUUGAAUCGUUACAGCUUUACAGUUCAGCUAUUAUAUUUUUACAAAUUGCAAUAUGCGAAUCAUGCAUUAUACAAGAAUCUCCAAUUUGGUUACAAAUUAAGUGUAUUUUCUUAGGUCUUUCUUUUGUGACUAGAGGCUUAGAACAAUCUAAUACUUUUAUGUAGUACUCUUUUCGUUUCGUGUUAUUUGUUACAUUUUGACCAAUAUAUUAAAAAUUUAACAAAUAAUAUGAAACAAAGGGACUAUAUACUUUCUUCCCCUUAUUAUUGUCUGCUUGGCUGCUAUUAGACGAAGUCUUACCGAUAAUUUUAUAGUUAAUCACUUAAUUAAUUGCAUUGAUUAUUGUCUUUCAAUUAGAAAAAUGUCACAUAAAAAUCAUUAUGUUUCAACUUGAUUCAAAGAAAUCAAUCCAUAUAUGGCCAAUGGGCCUCUUACCUUUGGAGGAAACAAUCAUCUAAGACUUAUUCUACACUCUUGAAAUUGUCAUUAAAGAAUGUGUAUGAUUUUGUGUCCAAAGUGAAUAGUAUUAAAUUGGACUUGGGACAAAGCCAGUUCAACUCCUUACAACAAUGGGCCUCAUAUGACCUAUUACAUCUAUUUUAAAACUUUCUUUUGAUUUUAGUUUUUUUGACUAAGGGAGGAGUAGGCUAAGGCCGGCAGGGCUGAGUAAAGCUAUAUGAUGAUUCUCUAUGAGAUAUCAAAUAUCUAAUUCAAACAUUUUAACUUGUCUCUAGUGCCGAAUAGUGAAAAUGAAGAUUCGUCAUAUCGACCUGAUUGCUUGUUUCAGACCGAAUAUUCGAAAUUGCUCAACACUUGCUAGAGGGGGAGGAGGCCACGAGAAUCAAAAUCAGAACCUUACUAGAAUGAAAUGAUACAUACUUUAACAGAGAUAAAACUCAUUAUUUCUCUGACUACACACAAACUUGAUGAGAUUUCUUCCGAAAAUCAUAUGUAGUAGAAGGAUCGGCCACUAAACUUAUAAGUUGGUGAAUAUCUCACUAAAUCACCAAUGUGAAAUCAUGAGUGCAUUUCCUCACCAAAAAACUACUUGUAUAUGCUUAUGCCUUGUUUAAUUCUAAGAGUAUUUAAGUAUGGAUAAGUCUUGUAUAAAUUUAAUUCACAUUAAAAUAUUAUACAUAUUUUCGUUUUAAAGAAUAGAGCAGUUGAUUUAAAUAAAAAAUAAAGAAAUUUUAGCAGAGAUACACAAUAUUUAAGUCUGGACUAAAUUC